This is a messenger RNA of Nicotiana tabacum (common tobacco), 590 nucleotides long. The record is from RefSeq and is a predicted model, not a curated record. Lineage: Eukaryota; Viridiplantae; Streptophyta; Magnoliopsida; Solanales; Solanaceae.
AUUUCUGGGCAGAAACUGAAGACUCGAGUGGUGAAGAAGAAUGUCAAUCCUGAAUGGAAUGAAGACUUAACAUUAUCCAUCACUGAACCAAUUCAACCAAUCAAACUGCAAGUUUAUGACAAGGAUAUAUUUUCCCUAGACGAUAAAAUGGGAGAUGCAGAACUUGACAUAUUUCCAUUUAUAGAUGCUGUAAGAAAGCGCUUCGAGAACAUUCCGAAUGGAACCAUAAUCACCAAAAUAAAGCCAAGCAGGGAAAAUUGCUUCUCUGAAGAAAGCUGUAUUGUCUGGGAAAAUGGUCAAGUUGUUCAAAAUGUGUUUAUUAGAUUGCGAAAUGUUGAGCGUGGUGAAAUAGAGCUACAAUUGCGGUGGAUUGAUAUUCCUAAUUCCAAGGGUCUGUAGUUACUUGUGACACCCUUUAUUCUAUCCAACAUGUAUAGUAAGUAGUAUAUGCUUUCUUGAUAUCUGGUUAGCUCCAUCUUGUAUUAGUCUCCCUUCUUUAAUCUGUAUUCUGUAAAGUUACAGUGAGAUGUUUGUGGUAUUUUUUGUUAAGUUUCUCUUUUAUUGAAUAUUAAAGUUACCUAAUUAAUGAA